Molecule: messenger RNA, 207 nt
Organism: Laccaria bicolor S238N-H82
Lineage: Eukaryota; Fungi; Basidiomycota; Agaricomycetes; Agaricales; Hydnangiaceae
Exons: 2
Coding region: 1-207 (68 amino acids)
Source: RefSeq, a predicted model, not a curated record
AUGGAGCGCGGGACAGCGGGUUCAUCAAAUCCCCCUCCUCUUUCAACUGCAGAUGGGAAGCCAGAUGACCCCCCCCUGCCUUCAAAGACGGCACCUCCAAGUUAUCUUCGGAGGACUUUCUACGAUGCGGUCGUUCCGGAACUUCCGAAGGUCACUCAUCCGCUGGAAUACGCCCGCAUUGCAUACAAGGUUUUGUACCGAGAGUAG